UAAUAACACAGGUGGGCUCGAGGGGGCGGUGGUGGACUGUCUGUCAGUGAUUACAUGGACCUGUGAAGUCACGCUUGGGUGAAGUUAGUAAUGAUUCAUCUCCUCGGUUUAAACGUUAAGCGGUGCUCUGGGGAAACAGCGUCAGUCUGACACCAGCUGAGCGGGUCUGGUGACCUUUAGUUGUUGCGAGCCUGGACAGAACAGCGCGAGGAAGGUUAGCCGCUUUAGCUUGAGAGCUCCGGGUGACGGCAGCCGUCAGGAAGAGGCGUCACCGCCCGCACCAGCGCCAGUCGGAGCAGGGCACAAGGGGGAGACGGUCUGCGGCUAUGGCUGCCCUCGGUAACACGGGGGCUACCUCCAGUCCUAUGGUGAUCCUGGCGCCCAAAACGAAGACGAAGAAGAAACACUUCGUGCAGCAGAAGGUGAAGGUGUUCCGGGCUAGCGACCCUGUGCUGAGCGUCUUCAUGUGGGGCGUUAAUCACUCGAUUAAUGAUCUCAACCAGGUGCCUGUUCCCGUCAUGCUGCUGCCCGAUGACUUCAAAGCCAACACUAAGAUCAAAGUCAACAACCACCUCUUCAACAAGGAAAACCUCCCAGGACAUUUCAAGUUCAAAGAAUACUGCCCUCAGGUCUUUCGAAAUCUAAGGGAACGGUUUGGUAUUGAGGAUCUGGACUAUCAGCACAUAGUGAAGUGUCACGGGAACACGCUGCUGCCACAGUUCCUGGGUAUGUACCGCGUCACCGUGGACAGCGAGGAGACCUACCUGAUGGUCAUGAGGAACAUGUUCAGCCACAGACUGGUGGUGCACAGGAAGUACGACCUCAAGGGCUCUCUGGUGGAUCGGGAAGCAAGCGACAAAGAAAGGGUCAAAGAGCUCCCUACCUUCAAAGACAUGGACUUCAGGAACAACAUGCAGAAGGUUUAUGUGACUGAGGAGGAGAAGGAAAAGUUCAUGGAGAAGCUAAACAGAGAUGUCGAGUUUCUAGUGAGGCUGAAGAUCAUGGACUACAGCCUGCUGCUCGGCAUCCACGACAUCGGCCGAGCUGAACGGGAGGAGGAGGAGUGUGAGGAAGAGGUCAAAGAGGAAGAUCCGGAGGCAGAAAACGGCCUUGCACCGGGUCCUACGGUGGGCUCUUAUGGCAACUCUCCGGAGGGAAUCGCUGGUUACAUGUCCUCCGUCAAGCCUCUGGGGCCCGGGGAGUUCGACCCCUACGUGGACGUGUAUGCAGUUAGGAGCUGCCCAGGAGCCCCUCAGAGGGAGGUCUACUUCAUGGGCCUGAUUGACGUGCUCACGCAGUAUGACACCAAGAAGAAAGCCGCUCAUGCAGCAAAAACUGUCAAACACGGGGCUGGUGCUGAAAUCUCCACAGUCCACCCCGAGCAAUACGCCAAAAGGUUUCGUGAUUUCAUCUCAAACAUAUUUGCGUAACACUGCCACAGGUCGAUCCAAUUGAGAGCUAAAAGUCUUCUACUAUAGACUAAAAGUAGUAUGCACACACACAGGUCAUUCUUUAGAGUUGAUGAUCUGAGGCAAGACUUAAGUUGUAGCAAUAUAAUAUACUACUUCUGAUGCAUAUAUUUAUUUUUAAGAUGUAUUUCUGUAGAUGUUAACACUUAAUGAAUUAACUCUGGAGCAAUAGGGUACCUGCUGUUGAUCAGUGUUGAAAGUGUUAAACUGCAUCUGUGUAAGUUCAGAUAUUAUGUCUCUUUCCUCUGCUUUACUUUGGUUUUCCAGCUGUGAACUUAACUUAGAUUGAUUAAACUUUUGCUUUUGCAGAGGAUUAGAUGAGAACACUAAUUUCAUGUGUGAAAUAAAUAGGAGAUGUUGGCUUAAAUAGAAUAAAGGAAGUAGAG
Messenger RNA from Pundamilia nyererei, 1855 nucleotides. It is a transcript of the gene pip4k2ca, whose product is annotated as phosphatidylinositol-5-phosphate 4-kinase, type II, gamma a. Lineage: Eukaryota; Metazoa; Chordata; Actinopteri; Cichliformes; Cichlidae. Gene Ontology annotation, cellular component: plasma membrane. Gene Ontology annotation, molecular function: 1-phosphatidylinositol-4-phosphate 5-kinase activity; 1-phosphatidylinositol-5-phosphate 4-kinase activity. Gene Ontology annotation, biological process: phosphatidylinositol phosphate biosynthetic process. Bases 327 to 1430 code for a protein of 367 amino acids. The transcript is spliced from 9 exons. The record is from RefSeq and is a predicted model, not a curated record.